This is a messenger RNA of Colletotrichum navitas, 2058 nucleotides long. RefSeq lists its product as uncharacterized. The transcript has 2 exons. The record is from RefSeq and is a predicted model, not a curated record. Gene Ontology annotation, biological process: carbohydrate metabolic process. The coding region runs from base 350 to 1798 and encodes 482 amino acids. NCBI's taxonomy places the organism in Eukaryota, Fungi, Ascomycota, Sordariomycetes, Glomerellales, Glomerellaceae.
CCCGCUUCGACAUCCCGGGUGCCCCGGGGGGCAAAAAAGCUCCGACCCCACAUGCAUUCCCCGCCAAGAGGGCAACUCGCCAGGAACUCCCACGACGCCGGGGAAGAUCAUGUUGUAUCCUGGCGGUGCGGAGGGGAACAUGCCCACGCCAGAAUGCUGACCGCCUGCUUACACUCACUCACUUACCUACCCUACCUUACUUUACACGCAACUCAUCUCGGCCUCCCUUCGCUUCACCCUCCUUUCUUCUCCAUCUCAUAUAUCUCACAUCCUCUCACGUCCUCGCAUCCCACUCCAUCAUAAACCGCCUCCUCCCACACAUCUUACAUCCUCUCGAGUCCUUCCCGCCAUGGACCCCGACCCCCUCCCAGCCCACCUGUCCAAGAUCCUCUCCCUCUCCCCUCCCCAGUCGACGCACCCGCCCUCCACCCUCACGGGACCCCUGACCUCCCACACCGGCCUCGCGUACCUCUUCCUCGCCGUCUCGGCCGCCCACCCCCGCCUGCAUGUCCACUCUUACCCGGCCACCCAUUGGGCCCGCGCCUACAUCUCCAACAUCCCAACGCCCUCUGCCCCGCUUGUCCCGUUCCGCGACGCCGCCGCCGCCGGCCGCCGGCCGCCCCCGCAGACAUCUGACAGAACACGCCCCGACGCGAAAGACUCUGACCACCACCACCACCACCACCACCAGCACCACCCCGUCGUCCUCGGCCUCCUCUCCGACGCCCUCGCCGGCCCCGCCGUCCGCGCCUGCGUCACGCAGGACCUCGCCCACGUGCGCUUCUUCCUCUCCCUCCUCGCCCCGGUGCUGGCGCACAUCCUCGACGCGCGGCCCCUUCCCUCGCCGUCAACAGAGUCGCCGCCGCCGCCGCUACCGACCUGCCUCCUCCACGGCCUCGCGGGCACCCUCUACCUCCUCCGCCUGAUCCGACACUGGGUCCCCUCCUCCGCGCCCCUCGUCUCGCGCGCCAUCGUCCUCGUGUCGGACUACCUGCUCUCCCCGUCCACGCCCUGGACGUGCCCGUCCCAUCAUCAUCCUUCUUUCUCAUCCUCCUCCUCCUCCUCUUCCUCCUCUUCUUUUCCUCCCCACAGCGCUCUUACGCUAUCGCCCUCGCCCUCGCCCCUUUCAGAGCACGUCUCGCCCGCCGACCGCCACGGCGCGGCCCACGGCGCCCUCGGCACCGUCACCCAGAUCGUCCUGACCUCGCCGCCCCUCGCCCCGGCCCUGACGCCCCGCCUCGCCGCCCUGCUCGACCUCCAGCUCCCCGACGGCGACUGGCCCGCCCCGGGUCCCCCCCUCAACAACGACGACGAAGUCGUUGACGGUGACGCCCACCACCCGGCGGCGGGGGGCGGCAUCGGCUUCGCCUCCGGCCCGCAAGGGCUAGUCAUCUCCCUCCUCUCCCUCCGCCCCUUCUUCCCGACGCUACAGGCCCGCAUCGACGGGGCCGUCGCCGGCGCGCGGCACCUGCUCUGGGCGCGGGCGCGGGCGCGGACGCGGGCGCCUGCGACGGACCAGAGCCUCUUUUACGGGGUGCUGGGCACCGCGUUAGCCCUCCCCAAAGGUCCCCAACGAACCCACCUCCUCCCCCUCCCCUCCGCCCCUCCGCCGGAACGCAAGUCGUUCGCCGCAGCUAGCAUCAGCAGCAGCAGCACCACCACCACCGCCACCACACCACCGACAGCGACGACCACGACGCCCGGCGCCCUGAUGACAUCCACCCCCCCGGGCGCCGCGUGGGCCUACUCCGUCCGCGAGAGGGAGGCGCCGCGGAUGAUCUUCUACAACGACAUCUAAAAACCCCCCUUCCACCCCCCUCCUCCUAAUUCCACGAACCUCCACAAGACAAAGCAGGCAUCCAACCGUACCUAAUCGUAAUCGACCCUCUCCCCCCUUUCAGAACCUCCACUCCGUGUUCAGGUGUUCCCCUCCCGUCUUUUCGCCUCGGCGAGAUGAUGAGGCAGACGCAGCAUACGACACUCACUUUCACUUACGGCAGCUUCCUUAGACGUGGACAGGGACGGCUAGCCGCGGAAGCGCGUUCAUCAGCACAUAGG